This is a messenger RNA of Meloidogyne enterolobii, 396 nucleotides long. Lineage: Eukaryota; Metazoa; Nematoda; Chromadorea; Rhabditida; Meloidogynidae. The record is from the annotation of a GenBank genome assembly.
AUGAUAAGAAAAGACAACCCAACACGUCGAUUUGAAGGUUAUUUAGACAAACAGGAAACUGAUAAGAAAAUUAUAAAAAAUGUGGAGGUUGAAGGGGAUUGUGCUUUUGCCAGUGGGGAUUUAAUAUAUUGGGAUACUUUUGGAUAUUUACACUUUAAGGUAACUUUAAAGUUCAAAAAUUUUUUCAAAAGUUCAAAGGACCGUCUAGGAGAUACAUUUCGCUGUUGUGGAGAGAAUGUAAGCACAACAGAAGUAGAAAAUGUACUUCAAGGAAUUAAAGGAAUAGAAGAGCUGGCUGUAUAUGGAAUUGAAAUGGAAGGAAAGGAGGGGAAACAUGGAGUGUGUUCUAUAGUUUUGAAUAAAUUUGUGGAAGAUAAUGUAAAAAUAAUCGUUUAA